Rhipicephalus microplus (southern cattle tick) is the source of this 7249-nucleotide messenger RNA. It is a transcript of the gene Nipped-B, whose product is annotated as Nipped-B cohesin loading factor. Lineage: Eukaryota; Metazoa; Arthropoda; Arachnida; Ixodida; Ixodidae. Gene Ontology annotation, cellular component: Scc2-Scc4 cohesin loading complex. Gene Ontology annotation, molecular function: cohesin loader activity; chromatin binding. The record is from RefSeq and is a predicted model, not a curated record. Gene Ontology annotation, biological process: regulation of gene expression; establishment of protein localization to chromatin; establishment of mitotic sister chromatid cohesion.
CGUAAUGGCGGACAAUGAUCCGUUUUGAGAGUUUAUUCGAAAAAGAAAUUCGCAGUCGCCUCGUAAAGGGUUACGAUGCUUCCUUCCGAGGAGCGGUAGUGAGAAAAAAAAUAAUUUCACCAUGACCGACUCCGACGGCGUGGCACAGGCGGUGCUCACGUAUUCUUGACUUGGGCGUCAAUGCUGUCCUCCCGCGAAGGUGCACGAGUGGCCCGGAAGACGUGCCGUCAAGUCGUGGCUUGCACCGUGACUGCGUCAACGUGAAGAGGGAAUGCUGAACGUUGUCUCACCUGGAUACCAGCUGACGUAAAUGGUGCUCCGUGCAACGACGGGUCAUCAGUCUCGGUGGCCAGAGGUCCGGGGCAAAGCGUGAGCCCCGGCCCGGCGGCAUGAUGAAUGGCGAGGGCCCCAGCGUGCCCAUCACAACGCUCGCAGGCAUCCAGAGCAUCACUGAGCUGCUCUUGGAGCUGCCUUUGCCGUCUGCCCUGCCCGGAGCCGGCCCUGCUCGGUCUCUGCUGCCAGCAGCCCAGGCUGAGGAAGCCCGACGGGCACUGGCCAGUGAUGCCCGUCUCUUGCCCCCACUGUUGGAUGCUUUGGCCCAAGUCAACACCGACCACGUGGAGCUCAAGGAUGGCGGGGACGGUGCCCUGCCGCCCCAAGGCUGCUCCCCACUCUUGCAACUGUUGGUGGCACGAGGACUGUUCAAGGGGCCACCUCUUUGGCAGCAGCAGCAGCAGCAGAGCUACAGCCCCGCUCAGCUGUGCUCGCCUGCAGAAGGUCUGGAUGGGAGCCCAGGCUUCUUUCCGCCCACCCCGUUCACUCCGCACCCACCGCUGCACGACCACUCGGUGGCUGGCAUCCUGGAUGGGACACCCUUCUCGCCCCAAGUGCCCAAGCAGCCGUCAAGCCAAAACUUCUACUCUAACGGAAACUGUGUGACCCCGUGUGACAAGCGGACAGAAUCACCAGUGGUUCACGCAGCAGUGCAGCAGCAGCAGCCACCGUUGCAACAGUGCCCCGUGCCGCCAGUGCCAGUGUGUCCUGUGCCCGUGCCCUGUGCUGGUAGUAGUGGCAGUGCUAGUGGUGUUGUGAGAGUGCAGAAUGCAGUGCCACCCUCACCUGUGUGUCCACCUGUGGAACGUGCUAACAGUGUUCCUGUAGUGAGCCCGCCGGUACGCGAGGUGUCCAAAGAGCCUCCGAAAGUGUGUGUAGUAAACAAUGUUGAAAGCAGUAGACCCAAAGCUACCCGGCGAUCAGCACAAGCGUCCCCGGCCAAGCAAAGUGCGCAAGAAGCUACACCAAAGGCUGCGUCAAACAGAAGCAAGGUUGUGAGAAACUCCGUGCGGGAGAAUAGCCGAUUGCAGUCAUCCUCCGAUGAUGAUGAUGGUUCACACGUAGUAGCACGAAAGCGACCAGGGCGGAAGCAGAGGGAAAGCAUUGAUGGCAAGACUGCGAAAGGGAAUGAUCGACGCAAUUGCCACAGACCAUCGCCAACUAAAGAGACAUCAAGCAUGGACAAGUACGCCAGUUCUUUGAGCGAGCGAGUGAAAAACAGGCGCAGGACCCACCAGAAGGCCAAGUAUGCGGAGUCCCCAGUACAGUCACAGCACAGCGAGAGUGAGCACUCUGCAUUUGAACCUGAUGAAGAGCCAAGCCGAGUUGCUCCAGCACCUCCGCCUGUUCGGGAAAAGCCGAAGGUAAAGCCCAAGAAGGUGAGGAAGGAGCCUGUGCCCACUCCACUUUCUGCAGAGGAGCUAAUGGAGAGCAAUACAUACCAGCGCUUCUCACGCACUGUUGAAGCCAUUUUCGACUCUAUGGAAGAUCUAGACCUUACCCAAGAGUUGGAUGAUGAGGUUGGAUGCCCUCCGGAAGCACUAGUGUCUGCGUCAUCUUUGCGUCAGCUGUGCAAUGAAGCAGCCAAGCUAAAGAUUUUGCAAGCCACAAACCAAGUGCCACCAGAGCGUCUUGUUCGCUUGUUGUCCAUACUGGAACGAAAUGUAGUGGACGGUGCUAAGCUUUGUCCGGUAGACCAGGAUGAUCAAGAGGAUGAGGAAGGCCGCUUGUAUGCAGAACUGACCAUGGAGCGCAUUACACGAUCUGCAGAUGCCUCGUUAACUGCCUUGUACAUAAUGACUUCAGCCAACAUGCCUAAGCGGGUCUUUUUGGAAGAUUUGAUUGAGCGCAUCGUCAUCUUUGCAAAGUUUCAGAUUCAAAACACCAUCUACCCAUUGUUUGACCCAGUUUACCGGGUGGACUCUCGUGGAAAGGAGGGAUGCAAUGCAAGGCAGAAGCGUGCCCAUGCCUCCCAGAAAGUGAAAGACCGUACAGUGGUUCAGCUUUACAACAAGCUUCACGAAUUGGUUGGGCUGCUCGCAGAACUUUUAGGACUGCAGACAUUAACAGACACCUUAAUCCUUCAGGUGUCAACGUUGGGCGUUGGUCCAUUUUUUGUUGAAGGUGUCAGUGAGCUUCAGCUGCAUGCCCUGCGCUUGGUGACCACCAUUUUUGCUCAUUAUGAAAAGCACCGGCAGCUCAUUUUAGAGGAUAUCCUGGCUUCCAUUGCACGCCUGCCUACCAGCAAGCGAAGCUUGCGCAACUAUCGCCUAAACUCUGAAGAGUACAUACAGAUGCUGACUGCACUGGUUCUUCAGCUGAUACACAGCGUCGUAAGACUUCCUGAAGGAUCUCCUGUGCCAAGGGAAUUGGCAGAAACCAGCAAAGACAAAACAGCAGAGGGGAAAGACAAAGCCGUAGAUGCAGAUGUCUUGAUUGUAACAUCUUACGAUGCAGCUGUUCACACUGCUGCCAAUUUUCUGUCUGUGUUUCUGCGUAAGUGCGGCACAAAGAACGAGGACAUGGACUAUAGGCCAGUGUUUGAAAAUUUCGUCCAAGAUCUGCUGAGCACAGUCAACAAGCCAGAGUGGCCCGCAUCAGAGUUAAUUUUAAGCCUUCUUGGACGACUGCUUGUUCAAAACUUCAGCAACAAAUCGCUGGACAUGUCUCUGCGAGUAGCGUCUCUCGAUUAUCUCGGAGUAGUUGCUGCGCGAUUGCGUAAAGAUGCCGUAAGCAGCCAGAUCAAGAAAGAAACUGUGAAGGACAUUCUCCGUCAGAUCGAGGAGGAUGAGGAAGAUGACUUGCCUUUGACGAGUCUUUCUAAAGGUGCACGGCCAAAAGAUGAGACUCAGCUUUUACAGAGGGCGCUACUUCACUACCUUGACGCCAACCUUGACAGCGACCCAUCGCUGCAGUUUUCAAGACGCUUCUAUGUGGCUCAGUGGUAUAGGGAUGCUAUGGCUGAAGCCAAGGCUGAAAAGAACCAUGGUGACGAAGAGAAAGAAAGUACAAAGUCGCCAAGUAAAACUAAUAGCCGCACAAGUAGGAGCAAGGCAAGCCGGCGAAAUUGCGAGCCUGAGGAAGAGGAUGAAGAAGAUGAAAAGAAGACCUCUGCGCCAAAUGAAGAGCAGCAAGCCAAGCUUGCAGCUUUGGUGGAAGAGCGAAAGAAGUUUCUUCUGCACUUGGCAAAGCCUCAGGACUCUGGAAGUGGCCUAAAAUCUGAGCAAGGCACACUGGACUACGCCACUGCGGAGCUCAUCUCGCGUUUCUUAGCGUCUCGGCGGCCAUUCUCACAGAGUUUUGACGUAUACCUCACCCAGAUUUUGCGAGUCCUGAGUGAAUCGGCAGUUGCUGUGCGCACGAAGGCAAUGAAGUGUCUCACACUUGUGGUUGAAGCAGACCCUUCUAUCCUGGGCCGGCCAGACAUGCGACAAGGGGUGCAUGGACGUCUGCUCGAUCAUUCAACAAGUGUCCGUGAAGCAGCUGUGGACUUAGUAGGGAAGUUCAUCCUGGUGCGACCAGAGCUGACGCACAAGUACUACGACAUGCUAACGGAGCGAAUAUUAGACACAGGUGUAAGUGUACGCAAGCGAGUCAUCAAAAUUCUCAAGGAUGUGUGCCUGGAACAGCCAGAGUUCGAGAAAAUUCCAGAAAUAUGUGUAAAGAUCAUCGGUCGUGUCAAUGACGAGGAAGGCAUCAAGAAACUAGUUGGAGAAGUGUUCCAGAGCAUGUGGUUCACACCCCAGAACAGCGAAGAGAGACUUCUGCAAAAGGUGCGCCACAUCACUCAUGUUGUAGUCGCGUGUCGCGAGAUGGGACUUGACUUGUUUGAGCAACUGCUCUGUGGCCUCCUGAAGGACCGUGAAGACGGGCAACGCCGAGGUGUAUUGGAGUCGUGCCGGCAGAUAGUGGACUGCCUGGUGGAACGGCUGCUUCGACUGGAAGAGGGCGCUGAAUCGUCACAGCAUUUAGUAGCCUGCCUUGGCACCUUGUAUUUGUUCAGCCGCAUUCAGCCACAGCUGCUCGUGCGCCACGCUCACACCAUCCAACCAUACCUAAGCAUGCGUGUAUCGGGCCCACAAGACUAUCAGGUGCUGCAGCAUGUCACUCGUUGCCUCGAGCUAGUGGUGCCUCUGAUGGAGCACCCGAGUGAGUCAUUUCUAGCACAAAUCGAAGAAGACCUGGCCAAGCAGCUCAUUCGCAAUGCCAUGGCCAUCCUUCCGGCCAGCGUUAGCUGCCUUAGUGCAGUGGUGAACCGUGUAACACACAACUACCCACUAGUUCGAGACAUGUUUCACAAGUUCUUUAUGCUAUUGUGCUUGGUGAAGCGGCAGCAUCAGGCUGGUCGUGAAUACAGCCGCCAGAGUCUCCAACGUUGCCUCUACACAUUAGGCCUGCUGUGCCGGCAUUUUGACUUUGAGCAUCUAGAACCUGCUCUAGAUAGUACUGUAGAGUCUGCUGCUGCUGAAGACGCUGACCAGCCUCUAAAGCAGAGGGUAUUUGCUGCAAUGAUGUACUUUACGGAACACGAAGUCGAGGACAUUCGGCAGCGUGCACUGACAGGUCUUGGCUUCAUGCUUGUGCGCCAGUACGAUUUGAUGCUUGGGCCUGAAAUCAAAGAGCUGUACAAGCACCUGCUAAGCAGUCCCCUAGCGCCUGCUGUAGCAAGAGUGCAAGUGCUCAAGAACCUCACAGCAUAUUUAAUGGAAGAAGAGGCCAAGAUGAUUCGCCGAGAUGCUGAAUGGAGCAAGCUGUCCAAAGGGGAAAACCUGAAAGAAAUGGGUGACGUGUCCUCCGGAAUGGCCAGCACAGUGGUGCAGGUCUACCUUAAAGAUAUUCUGGCUGCAGCUGCCCACCCCGACCAGGUUGUGCGUCGUGCUGCCUUGCAAGUAUUGCAGCUAGUGUUAGGGCAGGGCCUGGUACACCCUGUGCAGAUGGUCCCACACCUUGCCUGUCUGGGUUCCGACGAUGAUAAGCUGCUGCGUACAAAGGCCGACCAGUUGCUGCAAGACUUGGAAAAGAAAUAUCCGGGCUUUGUGCAGAUGAAAGCCCUCGCAGGCAUGCGGCUCUCUUUCGAAAUGCACCGAACUUCCCAGCUGGGUUCUCUCGUACGUGGGUAUCGCUGUCCAGAAGCGCCCGUCAGCCGUAAUGGUUUCCUGUACUCCGUGCUUCGAGCAACGAGGCAGAGCAGGCGUGCCUUUUUGUUGGCCCUGCUCAAGCUCUUCGACGAGCAGGCGAGGGUGCCUCUGGCAGAGCUGCUUUAUGUGGCUGACAACAUUGUGUACUUUCCAUAUCAGGUGCAGGACGAGCCACUGUUCGUCAUGCACCAUAUUGAUGUCCUGCUGUCUGUGUCAGGCUCCAACUUAUUGCAGAGCUUUCGUGAAGCACUGUUGCCUCGCGAGGGAGUCACACGUACUGAAGAAUACGACGAGGAAGAUGACGACGACCUGGAUGCUCUGACAGCGAGGCUCCCGGCAGAUUUGGAACCUCUUGAAGAAAGCAUGCAAGCAGCACAAGGCUGCAUCUUGCUCCUCUUUGUAAAGCAAACUCUGAAGGAUACGUAUGGUUUUACUGACAGCCGCAUUCAGCAGUAUUCUCCUAACGAAGCUGCCAAAACGUACGAGAAGGCCCUCAACCGGCGUUCGGGGGUUCGGUUCAAUCCAGAGCCGACGGUGCAGUUUCUGAAAUCUGGGGACGAGGGACAGACUAGUGGAGAAGAGCUCUGCCGCCGCUAUCUCGACUUCAAGCAGCUGAUGCUGACCAUCGACCCGGACGAUGACGACGAUGACCAGGACACGGGCCAGCCCCGGCCCACAACAGCGGCUACAGCCACCGCGCCCCCUUCAGCCACAGAAGACGGUGCUGCUCCAAAUGCAGGCGCCGCUGCCAGCAUCGGAACAGCCGCUCCCACCACGGCAGCGCUGCCCACAGUCGCCGUGGCCACCUCAGUGCCACGGCAACGGUUGUCGACAGCUGCCGUGACCCAUCGCGGCCGGCCUCCAGGUCGGACUUCUAAAGGUGCUGCCGCAGUGAGUGACAAGGCAAAGAAAAAACCUCGCAAAAAGCGAAAGCGGGUCAUCUGCUCUGAUGGAUCGAGUGACAAUGAGGACAGUGAUCCGUCGUUCUGUGGUGAUUGACUGUGUGUGGUGGCUGUACUUUCUUAUGUAAAAUGGGGCCUUGUACAGUUUCUGGGAAGGGUUGCGAAGUCUAUUUUGUAGGGUGCAAACAAUGGCAGAGGCGGGAGACUAAAAGACAAUUGCUCUCGUCAUCCCCUCCGGUGCGUUUUUUCUUCCGCGGGACCAUCACGACAUGCCGCGAUCUCUCCUCUCAUCUGCAUCCUUGCCUCGGGUGGUGUCUGCAGCAGUCGGUCUCUCCUAACUUAUUUAUUGUAGACAGUCAUUUCAAGUUUUACUUUCAUGUGGCUGUUGAGCCCUCACAGGCCAAGUUGCUUGCACACUGUCACCAACUCCUGAUCUGUACAUUGGCAACUCAUCCUCCACUGUCAUCUACAAAGGCGACCGUGUACAUAGGACGUGUGUGUCUCCCCUGCUUCCAUAAUUCGCGCCCUGCAUUCUUUUGUAGAGCACCAAAAACUAACCAUGUUUGCAAACUAUGAUGUACAGGUUUAUGAAGGUCAUUGACCAUCUCUUCAGCAGUUCACCUAGCUCAUUUCUCCGUUCAGUUCAGUAUUGAAAAAGAAAAGCUAAUUACCUUCUGCUAAAUAAAGUUUGUGUUUAUAAAUUUCUCUAAGAUGACAAAGAAAAUGCAGACAACUGGAGUUUAUUCCAAGUUAAUUGAGACUGCAGGCUUUCCUUGCUUUCUUUCUCUGUUAAAAGAGAGUUGAGACUUAUUUAUGAUUUUUUUUCUAUGUAUAUGACUUAAUGUCUACCAUUAAAAAGGCACUAUUUGACAUAAA